AUGGUGCCUCAACAGCAACGAAGAAGACGACGUAGAGCGGCUCUAACUCGUACUGCUGAGCGUCGCUUGAUCGUGGCGCGUGGUUCAGGAGGGUUUGGAUUUACAAUAGCUGGUCAGAGGCCUUGCGUGGUAUCUGCUGUGGCGGCAGGCGGGCCGGCUGAACGCGCGGGUCUCCGCGCCGGAGAUGCUUUACUUACCGUAGACGGUGCAAAUAUAGCGAGGGCACCUCACGCUUCCGUCGCCAGAUUGGUUGCGGCUGCUCCUGGCGCUAUCUCCUUGAGUGUUGCGCCGCGAGAAUCUCCACCAACCGAUACUGAAGACACAGAGCCAGAUGAAAGGGCGCGUACAAGAAGGCGUCAUCCACCACCACGUCGCAGACCACAAAUUACGCAUCAUCCUGGUUGUCAUGCUGCUCCCAGCACUUCAGGUGUUAACGAAAUCCUUCAGAACUUGAGGCAUGCACAGCUUUCAAGUAAUCAUGUGGCUCGCCUCGAAUGUAGGGCUGUGGUGGGGUACCUAGGCACUAUAGAAACUCCACAAGCUGCUGCCACUGCCGCCCCCGGCAAUGUGAGGACUGCUGUGAGAAAACUCAGACAAGAGCGCCGCCCGGCCGCGCCAGUGCUGUUGUCCGUUCUCCCAAAUGCUCUAUUCCUGCGAAGACCCACUGGACAAGUAUUAGCGCAAUAUCCCCGCGAGAGAAUAGUUCAUGCUGGCUGCGGUUCAGAAGCAGACCGAAGAUUCUUCGGCCUCGUCACGUCGGCCGAGUCUCAAGAGGCCGAGGCGUCGCACAGCUGCCACGUAUUCGCCGUCGAUCCAAGAAUGGCGGAGCACGAAGCUCAUAUUCCGAGAGCGCGAGAGUUCCAAGUAGCUUGCACCAGGGAUCCAGUCGCGGAGAGAUGUUUAGAAUUUCCACCAUCGGCCGAGUACGUGGUCGGGGUGAUUCGAGGAAUGUACAGUUUACCACCCGAAGAGAGCUCCAGUCCGGGGCUGCCGCCGAUCUCGAAGUUGGCUGUCAAAGGCGAUAGUCCAGCGUUGGGUGAUUUCUCGAGAUGCAACAGAGCCGCGUUCAGGUUGCCGCGGGAGCGUCGACACGGCGGCCGGCCCGACGACGACGCCGCAGAUUUCGUCGCGAACUCGCCGCAGCCAAGCAACCACAGCGAAGUGACUACGACUUCCAGCAACAGCGACUCGGGCAUCGGUUUCCACAACGACUGCCGCAAUAUAGCAGACCGUAUACUAGUCGUGGACUUCGCGAGAGCCCCAGCGAUGAACGCGUUCGUCCGAGAGCCGCUGCGCAGACCUGUGGGUUUGGUGGGAUGCGGGUUUGACGUCGACGGGUCGUUUCUUUCGAACGCUUUUCCUGUCGUGGACGGUUUCGCGGGGCAAGGCCGGCCGCUGAACUUGGACGACGUCAUGUUGAACGCGAAUGAACCUCAGCCGGUGCGGCGCGCGAACGAUGAUUACGAUUACAAUGGGCGGAGCGGGGCAGUUUACGAUCGCGUGUGCAGCGAAGGGGAGGGGUUGUACGAAGCUCUGGGGACGGAGUCUGUAGAGAUAUAUGAGGACAGGUGGGGUGCGGAUGGGGCUUCGGUGCGGUCGGCGCGUAGCCACGAGGAGCCCCCGCGGGUGCGCCGCCAUCACCUGCAGGCCUCCCUCGAUGACAUGCUGGUGCUUCGCCCUCGGGAAACGAAGCCCGAACAUGACGAUGACAACUUUGUGCACCCUGCUUCUGUCCGCAAAUCUAUCAAGCCGCUGAACAUCCUCGCCAAAACAAAGAACAUGCUGUCUGGACGCGACCGUUCCCGCGAAUCGCGGGACGGCGACACUCAAGAGAAGCAAGAGAGUUGCAGUAACCACGAGAACCGUGUUAACAAAGAGUGUAGUGAUAAUCGGGAUUGCCGUGAUGCCAGGAGAAGAGCUCUAAGCGCCAGUUGCGGAGAAGUGUGCUCGGUGACGGCUGACGACGGACUGGCAGCCGCGGCCAGUAAGUUAAACGCCAUCCAGUAA
Molecule: messenger RNA, 2007 nt
Organism: Chilo suppressalis (striped riceborer)
Lineage: Eukaryota; Metazoa; Arthropoda; Insecta; Lepidoptera; Crambidae
Source: the annotation of a GenBank genome assembly